CCGCAGGAACUCGACACGCGAAAUUCAACGAAGACAAGGAACAGUCAGCGUCGAGCAGCGUUUCCGCUCCGCUUGUGCGUUCCUCCGCGAGAGGACGAGAUGAGUCCUCUCAUCCUCGUAUCAAUUAUUUCCAAAUCUUCGAAAUCUCUCGAAAAAUCAUAAAACUGUACGAUACGACAAAAAGGAAAUAAGAAAAAGAGAAAAGAACAAAAAAAAAAAAGAAGCGAAAACGGGAAGGGAAGAAAAGAAGAAGAAAAAACAGAACCGAAAAAUAAAAAUAAAUACAAAAACGACGAUAGGGGUGUGCGGCCGCGCGCGCGCGCGCACGCAAGAAACUCAGAUUCAUGCUGGUACAUUUCGGAUCUUUUAUUUUCUCAUUCUUAUCAUUUUCACGCUCGAUUCGAUUUCAACAAGGGUGCGUAAGGUCGCACACGCGUUCGAAGCAUGGCCAUCAUGCAAUCCUGUUGCUGUUGGCAAUCAGUUCGCAGAGGGAGUUACGCUUGUGCCAUUUAUACCGGAAUUUACUUUAUUAUCUUAGCCAUUACAACAGGAACAGUCUUGCAAGCCGAAAGUGAAUAUUUAUCUGGAAAUCGAUCAUUACCAGAAUCGUCGAGUUUCUUAGAAGUUGAUACAAUAUCCCCUGGUAAGUAUCACGUAGUUUUUCAAAGUUAUAUAUUUAAGUUGAGCAAAGAGAGAAUUUUUAUUGUUUCAGCUACCGUACGAUUCAAUAUAACUUUUUUGAUAUGUUCGUGUUCUGGUGUAAUCUGUACUAUUCUUCUCGUAUACGGCUUACUCAAGGACAAGCGAAUCUUCCUCUUGCCAUGGAUCGUUAACGUGAUCGCUUGCAGUAUGGUCGACAUCGCGCACGCUUUGUAUCUCAUAAUUGUGACACCCAACUUUAAUCCAAUAACGGCGAUGCUCUACACGCUCAACUUUUUUCUUCUAUGUUUAAACGUAUACUCUCUUCUCUGCGUCAUCUCGCAAUAUCAGGAAUAUUUGGCCGGCCGUGGUACGGCAGCGGAUGACAAUGACUACAGGGUCAGUAUUCUGAGAGUCUCACGACGGAAAGGGCAACGGGAUAAGGGAAGAAAAGUUCCAGCGGUGAGAUACGCGGUACAACCGACGACAACUGCGACAUCCUGUUUGAGCUCACGAAGAGCACCGACCAAUAACGAGACGAAGGCAACACCAACGCCAACGCAAAGUCCAACCGCGGUACGGACUGUUCUUUCGUGUCCUGAAAAGAGUCCUACGGUAGGACGAGCAAAUAAGAAGCACGUUCAAUUUCCGGACACGCCAACACCAACAUCAAGCUCGACGCCAACGGCAAUACCGAUAUCCCUGGAAAAAUCGGAAAUUCCUCUGACGGACUCCAAUGCAAAGUAUACCCUGGAUGUAGGAGUUUCUCUCGAAAAACAUUAAUAAUUAAUCAUAGAUUAAUUGUUUCAAACACAAGCUGGUAAUUAAAAUUCUCGCAGAGUGAGAUACUAUCUAUUCAUAUUUCGCGAUCGAUCGUUUUUACUAGGACAAUCUCCUCUACGAAGGACUUCAUUAAAUUAUCUCGUCGCGAAUCGUUAAUACUCAAAAUAUUACGCUACUACAAAAUAAAUGGACUUGCAAUGAACCAACGGUACCUGUUGUUUGUAUAUGUAUAUAUUUUUUAGAGAUAUAAAAAGAUAUGUAACAUUUUUCAAUAAAUCAUCUAUAUAUGAGAUUUAUUGUAUUCGGAAAUUAAAUAUUUCCCAAUCCAAAAGAGAAAGAGAGAGAGAGAGAGAGAGAAAGAAUGAUAGAAUGGGAGAAUGAGAGAA
This is a messenger RNA of Vespa mandarinia (Asian giant hornet), 1808 nucleotides long. RefSeq lists its product as uncharacterized. NCBI's taxonomy places the organism in Eukaryota, Metazoa, Arthropoda, Insecta, Hymenoptera, Vespidae. The record is from RefSeq and is a predicted model, not a curated record.